This is a messenger RNA of Linum tenue, 888 nucleotides long. The record is from the annotation of a GenBank genome assembly. Lineage: Eukaryota; Viridiplantae; Streptophyta; Magnoliopsida; Malpighiales; Linaceae.
AUGGCCGCAAGAACAUCAAUCCCUCUCUUCCCUUUCUUCAUCUUUCUCUUCUUCUCCAUCUCACCACUCACAUCCCACUGCUUCAAAAUCACGACUCAGCUCAUCCACCGCGACUCCCACCUCUCCCCUCUCUACAACGCCUCCUUAACCGCCGCCGACCGCGCCGGAAGGAUCGUGGAAUCCUCCCUCGCCCGCCGCGCCUACCUUUCGGCGGUCAACGACGACGAGCCGGAGGAUAGCAUCGUCGGCGGGAUCGAGGCCAGGCUGGUAUGGGGAACGAAAUACAACAUAUUCUACGUCAGAUUCUCCAUCGGCCAGCCGCCGGUGAAGCAACUGGCGCUGCUCGACACCGGCAGCGACUUGCUGUGGUUGAAGUGUCCGCCGUGCAGUCCUUGCCCCGUCGACUCUGGAGCCACCUUCUUUUAUUCCUUCGAGUCAAAGACUUACUCUCCACGGCCGUGUACCACCGCCUGCAAGAAAUGCACGGACUACCUCGGCGGCCAGACUUCGGAAGGAGUCUACGCCACCGACCAGCUGGUCUUCGGGACGACCGACGGCCGGUGCACCGUCGUCCCCAAAGUGCUCUUCGGCUGCUGCAGCAAGCUGACCGGACCGAACGUCCUUGACGGUCAAGUCAACGGAGUUCUGGGGCUGGCCGGAGGCAGUUAUAGCAGUCUGCCUAGAGGGGAGGAGUCGAUUGUCACCCGACUGGGCAGCAAGUUCUCGUACUGCGUCGGCAGCCUGGCCGACGUCACGUACCCUCACAAUCGGCUGUCUUUCGGGGAUGCCGUCGACUUGGUCGGAGAUUGGACGCCGUUGUACCUCGAUCAUGGCAAUUACUACGUCCAGAUGUUCGGUAUCAGCUUAGGAGGCAAGGUCAAAAAAUAG